Orbicella faveolata is the source of this 3955-nucleotide messenger RNA. RefSeq lists its product as uncharacterized. NCBI's taxonomy places the organism in Eukaryota, Metazoa, Cnidaria, Anthozoa, Scleractinia, Merulinidae. The record is from RefSeq and is a predicted model, not a curated record.
UCAAUAAUUAGACUUUUAAUUUGGCAGUAAUAAAACCUGUAAAUAUUACAUUUUAGAUGAAUUUCACCUUGUCGAUCUUUCGUAAACUUGAUUAAGUUUGAUAUCAAUAGUGCGCAAUCCGUUACACACAAGCUACCUUUUACCUCAGUUUUGAAAAACGAAUCAAACCUUACAAGUUUUUAAAGUAAAACACACACACACACACUGUGGUAAGGUUGACACCAAGAACACUCUUCUCAAUAUAGCAUACGGAUGCAAUUCAAAUCCGUAAAUAGCUACAUUACAUUCAUUGAUAAGAAAUACAAAAGCUACAAAAUGCAUGCAAUAUUCACAGCAAUAGUAAUUUACUCCUUAUCAGCGAGAGACGAGAUCUGGUAGCUCCGUAGCAUUUUGUUACAGUUUUACGAGUCAUUUUAAGCUGAGUAGGUGAAACCUCCAAACUGUUAAAUCUGGAUGAAACCAACUUGAUCCUGUUUUUCAAAAAAAGGAUGAGAAUCAGAACUGAAACUUUUGACUUUUCUGUUUGGCGAAGCAAAAAGCUUUUCACCAUUCAGAUGCUCCCAGAUUCACACGAUUAAUUUAGUUCUAUAGCUGAUCGCAUAAGUACAAUUCAUUGCAGAUUGUUUCUAUGGCAUUGGUGUUGGGUACCGUGGCAAUGUAAACAUCACCCGAUCUGGUCGCACCUGUCAGGCGUGGAACUCACAAUGUCCUCAUCGUCAUUGGCGUAUUCCUCAAGAUGUCACAGAUAGACAGAAUCAUUAUGACUUCAACAUGCGUCGUAAUCCAGAUAGCAGUGCCCCGGAUGGCCCUUGGUGUUAUACCACUGACCCUAAAGUUCGAUGGGAAUAUUGCAAUGUGCCUAAAUGUCCUCCAAGAGUUCCUGAAGAGUUGCCUAUUCCUAAGGAGUUAUCCUCUCAAUUCAACUGCAAUUCACAUUUCCUGGAAUGGCUUGCAUCCAUCCCGCCACAAAGAACAACUGCUGGGCUAUCGAGUGAGGUACAGACGCCUUGGCUCUCUGCUGUAUGAAGAAGCAAAUACUACAAGCAAUGUGACAGAGAUUGUUGUUCUCAAUCUUGUUGCACAGACGAAAUAUGAGAUUGAAAUAAAUGGAUUUAACGAAAUUGGACAUGGGCCAACUAGCAUGAUUCGGGUCAUAAAAACUUUGUCACAUGGUGAAAUAAAGCAACAUUUCAAUAAAUCUUCAAUUGUAAGAAUAUACGACGUGGAAAUUUUGCGGUUCAGUAAUGGAAGCGUGGAGGCAGACAUCAGGGUCCUCGCCAUUAUGAACAAAAACACCACCGACAAAGGUGAAGCCAUUGAUCAAUUAAUCAGCGGACUGGAUUUCUCAAUGGCGAAAGGACUUAAUGUUAUGGCCAUAGUAGUUCUUGAAAAACCUCCACCUCCUGAAGACUUGACAGUGACCAAUGUACAGACUCGGUACAUCGUGUUUGCCUGGGAUCAACCAAAACAUGGCAGCUUUUACCAGAUACACAACUAUACCAUAGAAAGAAAAGCAUCAGUCUCCGAGAACUUCACAGUAGUGAAGACACUGCCAUACGAUCAGACAAGAAUGACUUUAAAGGAUCUAGAACCUUCCACAGAGUACACCAUUCGAUUAUCAAGCAACAACAGAUAUGGACGGUCAGAUGGUGUUUUGCUAACCGAAGGAACACUGCCAGACAGAUUCUUCAGGAAUUUAAUCCUGAUCAUAGUGUUACCUCUGACAUUAGCUGCUUUGUUCAUCGUGGUUGUUUGCCUCAAGUUCAGACCAGCCUGUAAAUCGGGUCCUGAAAAAGAUGAGAUGGAGCUUUGGAUGCGGGGAGAUUGGGUUGAGAUUCGUAGAUCAGAUAUUACUCUUCAGGAGAAGUUAGGGGAAGGUGCUUUUGGGGAAGCUUACAAAGGUUUGGUACGGAUGGAUGGAAAAUUGAGGGAAUGUGCAGUGAAAAAGCUAAAAGCGAAUGCUACAGAACUGGAGAGGCGGGACUUACUAAACGAGCUUCAAAUCAUGGUGACAGUUGGUGACCACCCUAACGUCAUAAAUCUUUUCGGUGCUUGUACAAGGAGUGACUCAAUGUUGGUGGUCGUUCGCUUGGCUGAGAAUGGUUGCUUGUUGCAUCAACUGAAGAAAAGCAGAGGAAAUCCAUACAUUAACGUUGAAGAAAAACAGGUGUGUCUCUCAGAUAUGGACAAAACCAGGAUCGCAAGAGAUGUAGCCAGUGGAAUGUUGCACCUGUUUAAUAAAAAGUGUGUUCAUCGUGAUCUUGCAGCAAGAAAUGUGCUUCUUGGCAAGAAUAAUGUUGCCAUGGUUUCUGAUUUCGGCUUGUCACGUGAUGUGUAUGAGAGUGGUGAAUACGAAAAUACAUCUGGGGGAAUGUUACCAGUUCGUUGGAUGGCCCUUGAAUCACUGGAGGAUUAUACUUACAACACUAAGACAGAUGUGUGGUCCUUUGGUGUGCUACUAUGGGAGAUAGAAUCCGGAGGUAAAAUGCCGUAUUCCGGUCUUGGAGGAAUGGAGGUUGUGGAAUUUAUUAAGUCAGGAAAAAGAUUAACAAAACCGGAAAGAUGCCCAGAUGAAAUAUACGAGAUCAUGAUGUUAUGCUGGCGUCCAGACCCCUCAGAGCGGCUUUCAUUCGCCGAGCUUGUGACGUCACUUGAGCUGGAGCUGCACAACAGAGAAGAUUCCUUGAAGGUUGAAAGCCUUGAAGUUGAAUCUAAAGGAAAUAUAACUUUGGCAACAUAAAUCGAGGAUCACAAAGAGAAUAAUGCUAUGUAGAUUAAAUAACUUAUAGUGGUAGUAAGGUUGACUUGGGUAAUUAAAUAUGAAUUGUAAGUAGUAUACAGAAAAUAAGCAUUACCACCGACCCAUCACGGUUCGGCGCAUGUGCAAGCUUUGGUGUGUCAAAAAGGCGGCAAUCACAUACAGACUCUAAUUUGGGCGAGCUAAGAGAGCUAAGUGACUGAUGCCCAAACUUCUCCAAGGAUAAUUUUCAGACUGAAGGUUUUAUUCUGCCGGGACAUACACGAAGCUGAGUGACGCGUGGGAUUCGGAAGCAGAAGUAAUUAUUAUAUCCUGUUGUAAGUAAAGUAAAUGUUGUGCCGUAUUGUAAGGAGAGUAAAUAUAAUCCAAAAAUAGCCAUAUGUAGAGUUUAACUGCCAUUUUCAUUUGAAAAGGUCGGUUGCCGUGACUGGUAGAUACGAUCUAAUUUUGAAAAAUAAAGAAAAUUUGAAGAAAGCGAAAACUAAUUUUGACCAAAUGCAAAGGUGUUAAGGUGAAGAAGAAAAAAAGAGUAAUAGAGGUUCACAAUGCCCACCAUUGAUCAGCUCCAGCCGUUUUAUCAUUUAAACCAAGGCAGCUGAUGAGUUGAAUGUCUUAGUUUUCUAACAUCAGUGAAUUUCUGGCAGUAAGAUCUAGAAACAGGUACCAGCACUGAGAUCAAAAGCCUGAAUGUUAACUGGCCGGAAGGCGCACUUCAGGUUGUGUGCGCGGGGGAGGUGACAGGACAAGUAGUUCUUAGCCAAGCGUUCUAAACAUGUACUUUGGGCACAUCACGUACUCCAACGACAAAAAAACCUUCACAGGACAAACUAAGUAGGACUAUUUGCUGAUUGAAUAUGCUAUCAAAGGCACGUGCGUGGUGAUUCCUCGCAACAAGAGGUAGAAACAGUGAAAUUUGCGUCCCAAAGAAAGGAAAACUGAAAAUUAGUACAAAUUAAGGAUUUGGCAAUGAUGAUGCCUUCAGCAGGGAAGGAAGUAAACUACGUCACCACUUUUUAGAAUAUAAUUUGACAGGAGUCGCUGUUUCUGUUAUUUGGUUUACAGUAUUUUCAUAGCCUGCUUUAAUUUUUUUGUAGUGGAAUCGUGAACGUGACUAGAUGGACAUGAUAGCUGCAACCUUAAAUGUCAAAUUGUUUCUAUUUUUUCAAACUGAGUAAAGUAAAUAACAUAAGUACCCUC